This is a messenger RNA of Scomber japonicus (chub mackerel), 690 nucleotides long. Its product is annotated as complement C1q-like protein 2. Gene Ontology annotation, molecular function: protein binding. The transcript has 7 exons. NCBI's taxonomy places the organism in Eukaryota, Metazoa, Chordata, Actinopteri, Scombriformes, Scombridae. The coding region runs from base 1 to 690 and encodes 229 amino acids. The record is from RefSeq and is a predicted model, not a curated record.
AUGACCCAGACUCUUUACAACCUGAUGUUGGAGUCCAAAAUCAACGCCAGUGAAAACGAGGUGGAGGAGCUCAAGAACGAGGUGAUGAAGCUGAAGAUAGAGAAUGCAGAUCUUCAAUCCAGAGUAACAGCGAGUGAAGAUAAGACCACAGUGUUGGAGGCCAAAAUGAACGCCAGUGAAAAUGAGGUGGAGGAGCUCAAGAGACAGAGUGCAGAUAUGAUGACCAGAAUGAACGCCAGUGAAAACGAGGUGGAGGAGCUCAAGAGACAGAUUGCAGACCAACCAAAGGUGGCGUUCUCUCUUGGUCUCACUGAUGAUGGACUACUUGGACCCUUCAAUACUGACAUCACACUUAAGUUCAGUAAAGUCUUCACCAACUUUGGUCAGGUCUACAGUCCAAUUACAGGUGUCUUCACAGCCCCAGUCAGAGGAGCCUACUACUUCUCAUUCACUGCAAUGGAUGUCCGGAAUAACAUAUGGAGUACUGUAUAUCUCUAUCACAAUGACAAGAGAGUGUUGUGGAAUUCUGAUUACAAUUAUGGAACUGGCCAUAACAGACUUUCUAAUUCACUGGUUCUUCAGCUGGAAAAGGGGGAUGUGGUCUACCUGGUUUUAGGUGCUGGCCAGAGUGUAUUCGAUAAUACUGAAGAUCAUACUACCUUUAAUGGAUUUCUGCUUUUUCCACUGUGA